AUGCCACCCGCCGCCACCUUCUCGUCGUUCUCCGCGUUGAUGCGCCGGCCUCCGCCGCCGGCCCGGCGCCUCCUCGUCCCCCCCGCCGCCGCGCGCGCGCACAGCACUGCCGGGGCAAGCCGUGCUCGCGGCGGCCUGCCGCGGUUCCACUCCCCCUCUCUCCCCUUGUCCAAGGGUGAGGUGGUUCGCAUCCAAGGCGACGAGUUCUGGCACAUGACACGGGUGUUGCGCCUUGGCAUCAAUGACAGGGUCGAACUAUUUGAUGGGGCCGGUGGCUUAGUUGAAGGAUCCAUACAAAAGGUUGACAAGAAUGGAUCAGAUGUUGAGUUAUUGGAGAACGCCAGGCUCAUUGCUCCUCAAGGCAUUCAAUGGCAUGUCUUUGCUGCAUUUGGGACGCUGAAAGGUGGACGUGCAGAUUGGCUUAUAGAGAAAUGUACUGAACUUGGCGCUUCCAGUGUUACGCCUCUUUUGACUGAACGAUGCCAUACGAUAGCGGAAAAUAGAGUGGACAGGUUGCAACGGCUGGUGUUAGCUGCAGUUAAACAAUGCCAGAGAGUGCAUGAUAUGUCACUGAAGCCCCCAAUUCAGAUACAUGAUCUUCCGCUGGCUGUGUCGCAAUCAAAGCUUGCUUUCUUAGCAUCUGCUGAAGCGCCUCCUGUUUUGAGCGUUUUGCCAAAGUGCAGCAGCGAGGAGGAAAGCGGGCUUUUAAUCAUUGGACCGGAAGGAGACUUUACGGAGGAGGAGGUGAAGGUUUUGAAGGCGGCUGGUGCGGUCCCUGUUGGUCUCGGUCCAUGCAGGCUACGCGUGGAGACAGCUACCAUCUCACUCCUUUCUGCGCUCAUGCUGUGGUCAGACGCCGCUCAGCACCAAGAAACUCAGCGGCAACGCGGAUAG
Messenger RNA from Triticum turgidum subsp. durum (durum wheat), 894 nucleotides. NCBI's taxonomy places the organism in Eukaryota, Viridiplantae, Streptophyta, Magnoliopsida, Poales, Poaceae. The record is from the annotation of a GenBank genome assembly.